ACUCCCUCCCAAUAGUACUGUUAUCAGUUACAAUUUAACAGAAAAGUAAAAUAUAGUGACAAUAAAGAUUCAUACAAAAGAAUUCUCUUCUAAAACUAAAUAUUAGAAUCCAAUUUCAUUUUCAGAAACCCUGCAAUUUGUUCAUCAGGGUUUUAUUCAGUUUACAGAUUCUUGGAGAUGGGUGGUCUCGAUAAAGAUAUCUACUUUCUACUUAUGCAGUUCUUUGAGGAGAAAGGUUUUAAAGAAGCUGCAAGAACGCUUGAACAUGAAAGUGGGAUUUACUUCAACUUGAAGUAUUUUGAGGAAAUUAUACAAAAGGGGAAUUGGAAUGAGGCUGAGAAAUAUCUUUCUGGUUUCACCAAGUUUAAUGAUAAUAUGCAAUCUACCAAGAUAUUUCUGUUAAUCGCAAAGAAUAAAUAUUUUGAGGCAUUGGCCAAUAAUAAUGAUAACAGCAAAGCUUUAGAGAUUCUGGGGAAUGAUUUGAAAGAUUUUGAUUUGGAUUUAUUCGGAGAAACGGCUCAGCUUUGGAGUUCUCAUGUUGCUAUGGAAGGGAUCACUUCCAAGUAUAGAAAUACAGAAUCUUCAAGGAAAAAGUUGAUGGAUAAGCUCAGGAAACGUAUCGAGGAGAAUCCCAUUUUCAGGGACAAAUUGGAAUUUCCUAAAAUUCAAAGUCAGAGGUUCGCCCAUCUCGUUGCUCAAAGUGACGUAGUAUCUUCAGACGAUUUCAAAUCCAUCUCAUUAUCUCUUAGCUGUCCUGACAGUACAAUAGAGAAUUUGAAGGAAAUCAAUGGUGUUUCUGAAAAGUUUCCUAAUGAGCUUGUGCACAGAGUUCGGUCAUCUGUCACUCGGAAUAAAAAGACCACUAAUACGGAAUUUCCUAAGAGAGUUUUAAUAAGAUUGAAUUUAGGCUCAUCUGCAACAAGCAUGGAGUUUCAUCCAGUUCAACAAACUCAUUUACUAGUUGGAACUGCUACGGGAGAAAUCACCUUGUGGAAAGUUAGACCUGCGAAAAAGUUGUUUUCGAGCAACUUUGAAGUUUGGGGGACUGGAUUAUGCUCCAUGAAACUCGAGAAAACUAUGCAAACGAAUCCAUGCAUUUCCGUUAAACGCGUUGCUUGGAGCGCUGAAGGUUCUUUAUUUGGUGCUGCAUUUUCCGAACACAUAGUCCAAAUAUAUUCUUAUCUCAAAGAUGACGUUUGCAUUGUCGAUCAGCAAGUGCAGAUCGAUGCUCAUGUUGGUGGUGUCAAUGACCUUGUGUUCUUUACUCAUAACGAGAAAGUAUUGGCGAUUACUUGCGGAGAUGAUAAGACAGUAAAGGUAUGGGAUGCAAGUGAUGGUAUGAGUAUAUAUACAUUUAAAGGACAUGAUGCUCCUGUCUAUUCUAUCUGCUCUCACAGCAUCCACGGAUUCCCUGAUUUAUAUUCAACAGCUGCGGAUGGAAGUAUAAAAUCAUGGAUAUAUGGUAUACAAAGAGCUAUAGCUUCUUAUAAUGAUCUUGAUCUGGUCAGCACAUCAGUAGCAUAUAGCGCUGCUGCUGAAUAUAGCCCUGAUGCUGGUCAUGAAAGACUUUUCUCAUGUGGACAAUCAUUUCUUGUUGAAUGGGACAACAAAAUCGGCACAAUAAAGAGAAGAUACAAAGGAUUGCUUGAAAAUUCUUCAGGUGUAGUGCAGUUCGAUAUAAAGAAUCGGUUUCUAGCAGCUGGUGAUGAUCAUGUUAUCAAAAUAUGGGAUAUGGACAAUGAAGAGCUUUUCAAAGUUGUUGAUGCAGGUGGAGAUUUACCGGCAAAUCCACAAAUUCGUUUCAACAAGGAUGGCACAUUGUUGGUUGUUUCUGCAAAUGAAAACGUAAUCAAGAUUUUGGCGACAGACAAAAAGAGAAAAUUUCAAGGAACUGUUGGUCUGAGUCAGUGA
This is a messenger RNA of Mercurialis annua (annual mercury), 1911 nucleotides long. RefSeq names its product protein TPR3-like. The transcript is spliced from 16 exons. Lineage: Eukaryota; Viridiplantae; Streptophyta; Magnoliopsida; Malpighiales; Euphorbiaceae. The record is from RefSeq and is a predicted model, not a curated record. Gene Ontology annotation, biological process: regulation of DNA-templated transcription. Gene Ontology annotation, molecular function: protein binding. Bases 178 to 1911 code for a protein of 577 amino acids.